Molecule: messenger RNA, 618 nt
Organism: Westerdykella ornata
Lineage: Eukaryota; Fungi; Ascomycota; Dothideomycetes; Pleosporales; Sporormiaceae
Exons: 2
Coding region: 362-580 (72 amino acids)
Source: RefSeq, a predicted model, not a curated record
AUAUCUUCGCCGCUCCGGAGACCUUUGUGUUUCUCCAGCUUUCUCCAGCUUUGGCUCUACCACGGGCAUCUUCCGAAAUGGAAGACUCCAACAUGCUUAUUACUCAAGAGGUAGAAUUGCGGGUCAGUCCAGAUCAUCAGUCACGUUCUGCUGAGCGGCAUUUCACCCCGAAUCCUUACUAUGUAAGCGCGGCAUUUCCCGCCUGUGUGGCUACACCGCUUCGAUUCCAGUAACAAGUUCAACGACACGAACGGAGGACGGCCAGUCCUGCUAUUGCAACUUAUGGAGAGGGGCACAGCGGGGAGACAGCCAAUCGCCAAAUCAGGCAACCCUUCGGCGAAGGCGACACAUGCUGACAAUAAUGGACGGAUCACAGAAAGCCCGGCAUAUGGGCAAAUGGGUCUGCUUUCUCUCUCUCCUGUGGUACUCUCGACUACACCAUACGAGUAUACCGACGGUUGCUGCGAUGCCCUCCCUAUUGCGACAGCGGCGCAGCCAAUAUCCCAAUCUGGACACAGGAGAGAACUACAUAGCACAUACUACUUCUUUAGUAUACAGCAGUGAUGAAAGGCUCGGGUAAUAACUAAAGCGACGUCAAUUCAGCCAAACGCGGCGCUG